UGAUUUUGAUUAGUUUAAUUUGAUUUUUGAUCGUUUGUAUGAAAAUAUUCCAUUUUUAGGGAUCGUAUUAUCCAGGCGUACAGUAGGUGGCGACAUGCAUAUCCACCAUUUGUUGCAAAUGCCAUUAUACCAGAGAAGAAGAACCUCUCCAAAGAAUACGCAGUUAAUUAGGUUUACGCUGCUUGGCUCAUUCACUACAUGGGCUUGCAAAACAAUAAUAUAAAAUACUAGCACUGUAUAUUUUGCCGUCGUGCAUAGCUGUCUUGUGUCUGUCCUCAGAAAAUGCAGGUCUCUAUCCUACUGAGUGCCCUUCUCAGCAUCCCUGUCUCUUUGGGCUGGAAUGAAGACUUCCAGAUAGUGUGUUCUGGACAAGAGUUCCGCCUGCCGGUCUACUCAGGGUCAAGGAUUGUGACCUUUACCCCCAGCUACCCUCCAGGACCAAGAAGAGUGCUACUGGAGAAUAACAAUUUGAAGGACCCGCGGUUUGAGUGGACCAAAGAUAGGACAUUGCUGUUGAAGGACGUCACACACGGUGACCAGGGACUCUACUCUAUCAAGCUGUCCUCUGGAUUCACAGAUGAGACCGUUCGGCUCACUGUCUCAGAAUGUAUAAAAACUUUCAGACGGGGCUAUGGGGAGACUUUUCAGCACAACAUCCCUAAAGAUGGCUCCCUGCUGGAGUUUUCACCCCGGGGCUCCCCCCCUGAUUCCCAGCCGGUGGUACUGUGGAACCGGACAGACCUCGAGACCAGUGAGGCGGGCCGGGGGAGGCUGGGGUCGGACGGGAGGGUCUGGGUGGCAGAGAGGGUGACCCAGGCAGACCAGGGAAACUACACCAUCAGAGACGAGAAUGGGAAAGUAAUCUCCCGCAGCAAACUCACUGUCAAUGGGCACACCUUCAAUGUCACCCGCUUCUUCAAGGAGUCGCUAAACCUUCCCCUGUUUCUCCCUGUCCCUCAUGUCCACCUCAUUUUUACCCCCUCCCUGCACCCGUCCAACCCCUCCAAUGUUCCCCUUGACUCCCGGUACUCCCGCCCCGUGCAGCUGAUCAGGGACGGGCAUAUCGUGGAUCAGGACUCCCGGUACUGGGGCCUCAUCUCUCUGGGGAGAAAUAGGACUGUCAACGAGGUGGUCAUCACCAGGCUGAGUGCAAAGCAUGAUGGGAUGUAUGAGAUUCGAGAUCAGGACGGCAACCUGGUGUCGUCUACUGUUCUCCAUGUGGUCGAUAAGACUGCUAGAUGGAGAGCGGUCCUCAAGUCCAUCAGCGUCCCUUCUGGCAUGUUUGUGACUUUGGCUGGUUUCAUCCUGUUUAUGAAGCGCUACCCUAACUGCAGCCUCACUAUGAUCAUCAAUGGCCUAAGAGGUCACCACACACCCGCAGCUAACCCGCCAAGAGGCAAUGUCCAGGUGACCGCUGUAGAGUGAGAGUUAUUUGUGAGCUUGGAAGGUAGAAGCAAUAUGGUGGGGUUAUUCCAGGGUUUGUGUGUGCGCAAUGCUGUGAGCCUGUUGUCAUGGUACUAUGUUAUCCAUCUAUUUCAACUGUAUGAUCUUAUCGCAUUCUGAAGUGAGUGUCAGUAAAAAUAGAUCCAGUCCUUUGCGCCAGUCUCAAUUUCCUCAGGCAUCAGUUCCUUCCAUAUUUAAAUUGGGUCAAGGGUCACAUACAGUUUAUCUGUGGAUGGUUUAUGUUUGUCUUCCUGUGUGUCUAUGCUGAAUAUACAACUCAAAAUUAGGAAUGUGUUCCUAAUGUUUGGUAUACUCAGUGUAGUGGUUGUGAUAUUUACAUAGUUGUUUUAUUUAUGUCGCCUGCAGGACUACAGUCCGCCCAGCCCCCAGCCCUAUGGUUUUUACGGUCAUUCACAGCAGAUUGGAACGCCAAAAAUAUGGAGCCCCAGACCUACACAUUCUGGUUACACUCCUGUUGUGGACAGCGCACCACUUGUAGUGGACAGUGCACCACA
Messenger RNA from Oncorhynchus tshawytscha (Chinook salmon), 1958 nucleotides. RefSeq lists its product as uncharacterized. The transcript has 8 exons. NCBI's taxonomy places the organism in Eukaryota, Metazoa, Chordata, Actinopteri, Salmoniformes, Salmonidae. Bases 283 to 1425 code for a protein of 380 amino acids. The record is from RefSeq and is a predicted model, not a curated record.